CAUAGAGGGUAGGGUGUUCGGCAGUGUUCACUUUUACUGCUUUUACUUGCUUUUGUGACAGUAGUAUUAAAGCAAGAAAAGAAGGCUGUUAGAUUAUAUUUUUAGCUUUAUCAGUUAGCUGCAGAUUUAGAUUUCAACAUGGACGAUUUACAGAAUUAUAAAUUGCAACUACAACAGGUGGAAGCAGCUCUUACCACGGAUCCUAGUAAUGAAGAACUCUUAAAAUUGAAAAUUGAUCUCGAGGAAGUAAUAGAGCUGACACAUGAUUUAAUUAAAUCACAGCAACAGGAAAAAAGGCAAGCCAAUGGCAUGGAUGCUAAAGAUCCUAUUUUACUUGCAGUUCUGGCCAAUAAAUGGAAGGUUGGUGAUCAGUGCAUGGCACCUUGGAGCGAAGAUGGCAAGUACUAUGAGGCAACCAUAGAUGCAAUUAGUGAAGAAGGAGUUGUUAAUGUAACUUUUAAUGAAUAUAAAAACACUGAUGUCACAAUGCUCAGUCAGUUAAAAUCAGUAGCCAAAAGGCCUGCAUCAGAUUGGGCAGAUCAAAAAUCAAAGAAAAGAAAAAUGCAAGCUGCUGCAGUAGCAGGCUCUGAUCCUAACAAACAAAGAGAAUACCUUAAGAAAAAGAAACAGAGAAAACUUCAGAGAUUUAAAGAGCUUGAAGAGGAACGUGAAAUGGAAAAAAAUAAAUGGCUAGCAUUUACUAAUAAGUCUUCAAAGAAAGGUGUAAUUAAAAAGAGUAUAUUUGCAACACCAGAAAAUGUCAAUGGCCGAGUUGGAAUUGGAACAUGUGGUGUAAGCGGUCGAGAAAUGACCAAAUUCAGUAAUGGUGAAAAAUGGAGGAGGGGAGCAUGAAUGCUAUUGUAAAUAUGCAAUUUAAUACUUCGUGACAUAGAACUAUCAAUUAUUAAUAUUAUUAUGCUGAGUUCAGUUCUCAAAAGAACUGAAAACGUAUGUUUUGUGUUGUGAAAAUGGUUAAUUGAGCACAUGAAUGAAGAAUGUUUAGUGGUUACUUUUAGAUCGCGCGUAGAUGUUAUAUUAUAAACGAACAAUGACCUCAAUUAAAUCCUGCAAUUACUUGGAUUUUCUACCUUUCUGAAGUGGAUGUAUUGUUAUGAAUGAAUGUAUUUCUAGAUUAAUACAUUUAUGUGGAUAUGAUUUGUUUAUAAUCUGUAAUGGAUACGAAUAAAUGUAUAUUUUAAAUUCA
Messenger RNA from Osmia bicornis bicornis, 1204 nucleotides. RefSeq names its product survival of motor neuron-related-splicing factor 30 (gene Spf30). The transcript is spliced from 6 exons. Lineage: Eukaryota; Metazoa; Arthropoda; Insecta; Hymenoptera; Megachilidae. The record is from RefSeq and is a predicted model, not a curated record. Gene Ontology annotation, biological process: mRNA processing; regulation of alternative mRNA splicing, via spliceosome. Gene Ontology annotation, molecular function: RNA binding. Gene Ontology annotation, cellular component: nucleus; precatalytic spliceosome; cytoplasm. Bases 139 to 852 code for a protein of 237 amino acids.